AUGGCUUACAUGAAAAAAGAGGACUAUCAAGCCGCGGACAGAUGUGUUGACAAAGCUUUGGCCCGGCGCGAGGCGUUGCCUUCACAUCUCAUCACCAAGGCUUUGUAUCGAAAAGCCAGCGCUCAGCGUUCUAUGAGAAGGCUUGAUGACUGCCUGGCAACGCUAAAAGACUUGCUCGAGGUAGAACCGAGCCAUGCGGCUGCAAAACAAAUGCAGCAGGAGGUUGGGCGUGAGUGGAACAAGCAAUGCAGGGAUCAGAAGAAAAACUUCAGGAAGAUUUUCGAUAAACUAUCUGGAGAAGAUAGAGAAGCUGAGGAGCUGGAACGAAAGGAAAGAGGAGCCCUCCGAGAGAGGUGUGCUGUGCGAUGGACAGAAGGUGACAUCGAUUCAGAAGCCUUUGUGUUGGGGAGUACUCCAGCAUGCAGUGGAAAGGAUUGGGGCCUUGCCCUGAGCAGAACAGUGGUUUGGGCAGUGGAGCAGCUUGCCUUGGAGGGGCAUGAUUGCCUUUCAAAAGAUCUCAGUCGGGCAGCAAUUUGGUUUAUUGGCGCGUCUUCAACGUGUGAGCUGAGAUGGUUGAGACCUGCUGAACUUUUGAAGCGAUUACCCACGGUGCAAAGCCUGGAGCUCGAGUUGGUUGGCUUUCUUGGGGAGAUCGACCCGGACAACUCUCGCGUGCCUGAUCCGAAAGUGAAUGAUCUGCCCGAGGCAAUUGUCGAGACUCAGCUUGAAAAAAGGCAAGCAUUGUUGAGAGCAACAAAGGGAACGCUUGAUGAAGCCCUGGAACAGGGACUUGUUUUCAAGGAUGAAACCACAGAGGUGUUGCCUCAAGUAUGCUUCAUAGCACAUCCUCAAUUGCACCGCUAUUUCACCGAGUUUCAUCCUGCGAUCAACUGGUUAAUCAAGCCUGACCCUUUCUUUCCGGUGCGACCAUUGCACCAGCAUGAAAACGUCGUUCCAAGCACGCACGCCGAGGAAAUCUGUGCCAACUGUGAUUAUUGGGGCAUCAGAGCCAGAUCCAUCCUGGAAACAGGAUGA
This is a messenger RNA of Cladocopium goreaui, 1035 nucleotides long. The record is from the annotation of a GenBank genome assembly. NCBI's taxonomy places the organism in Eukaryota, Dinophyceae, Suessiales, Symbiodiniaceae.